AUGAGUGGCAACAUUUCUAUCAGAUUGUUUUGGUUGUGGAUGUCGCUGGAUUGAUUUUGCGGCUCCAAUAAAAAAACUAAAAUGGUGAACGUACCGAAGUCGCGCCGCACUUGCUGCACCAAGUGCAAGAAGCAUCAGGUCCACAAAGUAACACAGUACAAGAAAUCUAAGGAGAGGAGGUUCUCCCAGGGCCGUCGCAGAUACGAUGCCAAACAAGCUGGCUUUGGUGGCCAAACCAAGCCGAUCUUCAGGAAGAAGGCUAAGACCACCAAAAAGCUGGUCCUCAAGUUGGAGUGCUCCAAGUGCAAGCUGAAGCGUCAGCUCCCCAUCAGAAGAUGCAAGCAUUUCGAACUUGGCGGUGACAAGAAGAGGAAGGGACAAAUGAUUCAGUUCUAAAUCUUUCUCCUCCAAAAAUGUUACCUGCGAGUGA
Hyalella azteca is the source of this 430-nucleotide messenger RNA. It is a transcript of the gene RpL36A, whose product is annotated as 60S ribosomal protein L44. Gene Ontology annotation, cellular component: ribosome; cytosolic large ribosomal subunit. Bases 82 to 396 code for a protein of 104 amino acids. NCBI's taxonomy places the organism in Eukaryota, Metazoa, Arthropoda, Malacostraca, Amphipoda, Hyalellidae. Gene Ontology annotation, molecular function: structural constituent of ribosome. The transcript has 4 exons. Gene Ontology annotation, biological process: translation. The record is from RefSeq and is a predicted model, not a curated record.